This is a messenger RNA of Patiria miniata (bat star), 2122 nucleotides long. RefSeq lists its product as uncharacterized. Gene Ontology annotation, cellular component: plasma membrane. The record is from RefSeq and is a predicted model, not a curated record. NCBI's taxonomy places the organism in Eukaryota, Metazoa, Echinodermata, Asteroidea, Valvatida, Asterinidae. The coding region runs from base 425 to 2017 and encodes 530 amino acids. The transcript has 2 exons.
CAAAGGUGUAUUGCACUGCUGUAUAAUUAAGGAACUGAGUAAACAGUGGUGCCGGUUCUGCACGGCAUAUAGCCUACACAGUAGCCGGAAAGCUGGAUCUGUGGACAGUGGCCAUCGCACAGCGUGUUAAGAGCUGAUCUGUUCGAUGUUGUUGUAUACCUUGCUGACAAAAAUACUGGGACAAACUCUCAAGACAAAAACUGAAGAAACGGACAGUUUCUCUUACUCGUGAUGAAUGACAUGAAGUCUACUGAUCGUUUUUGCUUUUCACUUGGUCACCGUGGAUUUUGCAGUGAAUAAUCCUGACUACAGAAAAGUAACUAGUGUGCGGACCAGUACAUGUACAUGCAGAGUCAAGUGUGAACGUUCUCAAGUCUAAUCGGACACCGGUUUAGGAACAGUGCAGGAAUACCCCCGCGACAUUAUGAUCAGCAAAAUUCUCCUUGUUCUGUUGAUGGCCACGAGCUUCAACGUCACGAUGCCUGCAAGUAUCUUACCCGAGUCCUCUUCUGUCACCGUCCGUAGAGGUGACCGGUUGCAACUGUCGUGUAACAUACGCAUCUCGGCUUCGGAAACUAUACUUGAGAGCUCAUGGAUUCGCGAUGAGGAUUCCCGGUUUCCAUACGACACGGUAAAUGUUUCCACCUGUCGGCCUGGAAUCAAAAAUGAUGGCAGGGAUGUCCCAUGUGCUACAAGUAAGACAUUGGACAAUCGUGGAAGAGUGAAAUACGUAUAUCAGACGAACGAAACAGCAACAACGACACUGAUAAUUGAUGAAAGCACGUUAGAGGACAACACGACUUUUCGUUGUGUUGUUGACAGGCAACAAGGUGGCAAGCAGCAGUCCGAGCAGAUAUCUGUGACCGUUUACUACCUCCCCAACGCAACCACUCCCACCUGCACAUCUUCUAACUUAUCUGGCGUCUCGAUAAUACCGUCUAGUUUAACGUGUUCAGCUGGAGAAUCUCAACCAAGUGUGUCUCUGGAGUGGACAGCUUUCAACGAAGACUCGAAGAGAGUUUCUUUGUCAAAUUUCACAGAGAUGAUUCGGGAUCGAGUGGAGAACACGUUGGAUCUAACAAUGCUUGAGAUACCCUUUAACAAACUGGUAUUUACCUGUUUUAUGACGAGUCGGGCUUAUCCUGAAUUCAUCAGUAAUUGUUCCAUUGGACCAUUCUUCAUUCCAACGACUGAAGCCACGACAGUAUCUCGAACUCCCUCAACGGGGACAGAUCACCCUGUCUCCCCGCUAAGCCCCAUCACAGACAUCACGUCAAGAGCAUCCGGCACCCUUCCAACGGUUACAGAUGAGCCCGUCUCCCGGCUAAGUCCAAUCGCAGUCAUCGCAUCAACAGCAGGAGCUGGGGCCGCCUUAUUCAUCAUCAUCAUCAUCAUUGUAUGCGUGGUCUCAUCAAGGAAAACCAAGAAACGGCGUGAAGUCGCCGUCAGGUUCCAAGCCUCCGCUUCAGGCCGGCAGCAAACUGAUUUUGUCCGCCUAGCAACCACAACAGCCAUCUACGAGAACCAAGGAAGUGUCUCUCUGCCCGUACACCAGAGAAUGAAUUACAACAGAGUACCACUAAAAGACGACACCCCAAGCGACCAGUCGGAAUUACCAGCCGACGUGUAUGCCUACGCGUCGGUGACAACGGCCCACCGACAGCCGACCUCACCGCCGCAUUACUAUGAGCUGGACCCGGACGCGCCAACAGAGAAGACAAGCGACGGCUACGCGUACGCCAGUGUCGAGAAGGUGGCAGGACAAGACGGACAGGACUGGACUGAGGACGCGGCAUCGGACUCGAGUUGGGAAGACGAUGAUUCACAUGAUCAAGAACCGCGGAGACUCAAAGUCCACGACACCGGUGCUACUUACAGCGAAAUAGAACAGACGAACGACGGAGGUGCGGGCGACAACGACAACAGUCACACAAUAUUCGUGGACAAUAUCUUAUACGUCCCGUCUACCAAUGACGUCAUCCGUCAGUCAAAGUUCAAAGGGCAGCCGGUGGCUUGACCUAUUUUUUAAUGGUCAUGUGGUACAGUUUUAUUGCAUCGGGAAUGGACUUUUUUGUACGAGUAUCGAUGAAAACGGCUAUGAAUAUUUCAAUAUCGCACCAAA